AUGGAAGAGCCAUUUGAUCCGGACGCCACUCCGAAAGCCGAACAACCACCGUCAUCAACAGCGAAGUCAAUAAAGAAAUUAGCGCCUGAAACUCUUAAAGUUGUGCCACGUUCAGUAAAGCGAAAAGCUGCAGUCGAAUUGGAGACGCCAAGGUUGGCGGCUGGAAGCACAAAUGAGCAAUUGUUACCACCAGAGACCCCACUCGACUUCCCGAAUCCAUUCAUUGAGACGGAUACAGUGAGAAGACUACGUCAGGCAACCCUUCGAGUUCUCACAUAUGCUCUUCCCGCUUUGAAUACGAAAAUGAGACGACCUGGUAAAUCGGAUGAACCGAACCCUUAUCCGAAAGCGGCGAAGCGGCAAAUGAACCGAAUCUCG
Messenger RNA from Mesorhabditis belari, 378 nucleotides. The record is from the annotation of a GenBank genome assembly. NCBI's taxonomy places the organism in Eukaryota, Metazoa, Nematoda, Chromadorea, Rhabditida, Rhabditidae.